Messenger RNA from Paraphaeosphaeria sporulosa, 2860 nucleotides. RefSeq lists its product as uncharacterized. The coding region runs from base 139 to 2574 and encodes 811 amino acids. Lineage: Eukaryota; Fungi; Ascomycota; Dothideomycetes; Pleosporales; Didymosphaeriaceae. The record is from RefSeq and is a predicted model, not a curated record. Gene Ontology annotation, molecular function: nucleic acid binding; exonuclease activity. Gene Ontology annotation, cellular component: nucleus. The transcript has a single exon.
UUUUUCUCGGAGCGUUCACAGUGUCGCAAAGCAUCCCCAACUUGCGCAGUGCUUCCACCAUCCCCCGCGCGUCCGCAAGCAAAGAAUUGCGCAAAUUCAGCAAGAUAUUAUUCGCACGUCUAUCGUACCCUGCCCUGCAUGACGAAACGAAAGCGCGGAAGCUUCCAGCCCGAUGAUGAAGCUGCACCCGCAGACUUUGGUCUGGGGACAACACUUGCAUAUCUGAAGGGUGACAAAGAGGCAGCUGUACCCGCAACGAGCGCAACAUCAGUCAACGACGACGACGCAGGUUGGACUGUGGUCGGAGCGAAGCAUCGGCAGGACAAGCAUGCGCAGAAGCACGGCAGCAAGGCGAACAUGCGGGAUCAAAGGCGGGAUGAGGCCUAUAAGCGCGCACGUCUGCGUAGCCCAAGUCCGCACCGUUCGCAGUCGGCAGAUUCACCAUCCGCAGAAGACAUUGAGGUUGGUGGCAAGCCCACUGAGGCUCCUACUGACGCGCCCGCCGUCUUUAUGGAGAAUCCUUUCGCAACGAAGAACGGCGACUCGGGAGAUCCAUCGCUGCAGCCGCGCAACCCCUUCAGUACAUGUGAAAAAGAAGCCGAGCGCGCAGAGGCAUGCACGAAAGAUGCAGGCAAAAGCCGAGAGGAGCGCCGCAAAGAUCGCAAGCUCGAGCGGCACUACCCAAAGAUCAUACAUUCACACAAUGCUCGCCUAAAUAACUCUACCAAGAUCUCAGACUUGCAGGCCCUCGCGCUUUACAUACUUGCUGACGGCACCGCACCCCAGUGGGUUGGUGUAGAGAGUCGGACUAGUAUCCGCAAAGUUGUUGUACUUAUGGUUCCUGGUCUGGAACUGGACAUGUUCAACGGCAAGAUACCGCUAGAAUCAAGCGCCACUGAUGCCGAUGCUAACACGAACACAAAACCAAAGAGGCUAGACAUAGGGAGGGAUGAUUACUAUCCUGCUUCGUUGAGGCCAGAGAGACUGCCAGAGUCACUCAAGCCCUUGUCCGAGGUGUUUCCUCAUGUUUGGCCUGUCAUGGGCCCGGUCGAGAACCGUGGAAAGAAUUAUGUCAAGCUUCACUCACCAAUUCACGCCAUGCUAUCUUCGCAGAUCCCGAAAACACAAGAGGAGAAGCAUCUCAAAAAGAGUGGCAAACACAAGGGCCCACUUCCGCAGAAAACCAAUCAUUGGGAAAAUCAGCGCACACCCGUCACUCAAUAUCUCGCUACGCUUGCUGAUCAGCAGGAGAACGAGUACGUCGUCCAUCCAGCUUGGUUCACUACACACGAAGCUCGGACUGCUGCUCAAGAGAGACGCAAGAUCGCUAAAUGCUCAGCUGAUGAUGGCUGGAUAGACAGCCAUGUGGUCAGUCUUGAGGAUGGCGAGGUUCCUGAGAAGGACAUCGAGCACGGCAGUGUGACAGCCGGGAGAAAAGUCCUGGCAGUCGACUGCGAAAUGUGCAAAGAUGAGAACGAUGUGUCUGUACUGACUCGCAUCAGCCUCAUUGACUGGGAUGGCACUGUGGUAAUGGACAAGCUUGUAAAGCCUGAUACCCUGAUCAAAGAUUACGUAACCCAAUGGUCUGGCAUAACUGAGGAAAUGCUUCGCGAUGUGACUACCACACUCGCCGAUAUCCAGAAGGAGUUGUUGGAGAUCUUGACGCCCCAGACAAUUCUCAUCGGACACUCGCUGAAUUCGGAUCUCAACGCAAUCAAACUCACGCAUCCAUUCCUGAUUGACACCGGAAUCUUAUUUCCGCAUAUCAAAGGCCCGCCCUAUAAGCAAUCACUAAAGUGGCUGGCGCAGAAAUUUCUCCGGAAGGACAUUCAGAAAGGAUCAGAUGGCCACGACAGCAUAGAGGAUGCCAAGACUUGCCUUCAUCUCGUACAACAGAAGUGCGAAAGGGGCCCGAGAUGGGGCACUAGCGAUACAAAUGCCGAAUCCAUCUUCAAACGACUGGAACGCGCACACCGACCAAAGUCGAACGACGCCAAACGAGCUGGCGCCAUGGUGGACUGGGGAAAUUCCAACCAAGGCCCUGGGGCGCAGGCAAAGGUGGCUAUUGGAUGUGAGAGCGAUGCUGAUGUCGUUGAAGGCAUCAAACACGCUCUGAGUGAUCUCGCAGUUGGCAAGAACGGCACGACCGAGCAGAUCGAUUUCGUCUUUGCACGCUUGCGAGAACUCGAAUUGGUCCGUGGGUGGUGGGAUGAUGGCAGGGCAUCAGAUGAGGCGAAAGCACGACGGCAGGCAGCUUUGGAGCGUCUUGGACUCUCACUAGAUUCGGAUGAGGAAGUCACCGAAGAAGCACUGGGCAAAGAAGUCUCCAAGACCGUCAGCAACAUUGUGAAGAUCUAUGACUCGCUGCCGCCCUGCACCGCGUUCAUCGUGUACAGCGGCACAGGCGACCCUCGCGAAGUCCGCCGCCUGCGCCAGCUGCACGAACAGCACAGGAACGAAUACAGGACGCAGAAUUGGGACAGCAUCACCCAAUGGGGCAGCGACGAGGACGAGGAGCUUUCUCGCGCCGUCCGGCGCGCCAGGCAUGGAGUCGGCUUCAUGGUCGUCAAAUGAGCCCCAAGCACCGCGCCACAACCAGAGACAUUCUCAUGAGGAAUAAAAUAAAAUAUAUCUGUAACGUUGACCCAUAUGUUGGUUGUGCGACGCAGCCUCUUUCAGCUUGAAACGUCGUACCACGCUAAACGAUCGGCGUGCGCAUCUGAUUCUCAGCGAUAUAGGUGCGUCAGGGGUUUGUGUCUCGUGACCAUAUUGGCUUUAUGGACAGGGCAGCGUGCAUGGCCUAUUACAGCGGGCGGAGCGUGCGUACGAGGAUGGGCAUUAUACACGGCUAGCGAUGGCG